Peronospora matthiolae is the source of this 915-nucleotide messenger RNA. The record is from the annotation of a GenBank genome assembly. NCBI's taxonomy places the organism in Eukaryota, Oomycota, Peronosporomycetes, Peronosporales, Peronosporaceae.
AUGCGAUGCGCGAGCAAGGCCGCCGAGAGCGCGUCCGCACGUCUCUGUGCAGACGCCGAAGCAGAAACAACAGCAACUGAUGUCUCAUCGGUUGCCAUAGCGUCUCAGUCUGUAUCACCUGGUGAUGCAGGCGCUCGUCAUGAAGACACUCAUGUCUUCACAGAGUAUGAGCUCGGUGUCUCAUACUCUCCUGAUACAGAAGACGGAUCUGUAUCGACGGCGAUUGAAUCUAAGCCACCUGCCAAGCGUGGCAUGGAUGAUGCUAUGCGUCGCAGCAUCUUUGGUUCAUCUGAUGAAUCAGAUGAACCAUCGCCGAAGCGAAGGCGCUCGAGAUCGCAAGACUCGGGCGCUCACAGUGGUGCCGGUUCUCCUAUUGACACCACUUCGCAACAAGGUGCCAGUACUUCUGUCGGCACGUUGCAAGAAGAGCGGGUCCGCAAUGUCUUGCGUCUCGAUCCUGAGAAGAAGGCAUGGAUGCCUCCAAAAUCUGUCAUGGAUCACUUGUCGGCGACGACGAGUGAUCGUUAUCGAACACGAUUGUUCGAUUCGUCAAGGAUCCAUCACCUUGACCCCAGCGCGAAAGACUAUCGCGCUGAACAUGAGUUCUUCAUCGAUGCUUUCUUCAGACAUCGAUGGUACAGUGGGAAUCACAAACGUGAUGGUCCCUCACUACUUCAGGCGUGGAACGCCUACAUCCAUAACCUCGAGGAUGUAGGUCGUGACGCUUGGAACGACAAACUUAUCAAAGCUCGUGAUAAGUUUGAAAAGCGAACCCCGACAGGUGCACGCUACAAGCUGCAUCGUCUGUCAAGGGAGAAAGGAUUACCCUGCCUCUCUUGGGGAGACUCGUGCCCAUGUUGUGUGAACAACUCUGCACGAGCACCUAAGGAGGCUUACCUCCUUACCAGCCCGUGA